Capsella rubella is the source of this 2407-nucleotide messenger RNA. Its product is annotated as subtilisin-like protease SBT4.15. Gene Ontology annotation, biological process: proteolysis. NCBI's taxonomy places the organism in Eukaryota, Viridiplantae, Streptophyta, Magnoliopsida, Brassicales, Brassicaceae. Bases 1 to 2298 code for a protein of 765 amino acids. The record is from RefSeq and is a predicted model, not a curated record. The transcript has 12 exons. Gene Ontology annotation, molecular function: serine-type endopeptidase activity.
AUGAUUCCGAAUCAGCAUUUACUGUUGUUUAUACUCUGUUUUUGUCUUGUUAACACAGCGUUUAUAGCAGCCACGGAAGAUGAUAACAACGAGAGAAAGCCUUACAUUGUGUACAUGGGAGAAGCAACUGAGAGUUUUCAUGUUGAAGCUGCAAAAAACCAUCAUAAUCUUUUAUCGACUGUGAUCGGAGACGAGAGCAAAGCAAGAGAAGUUAAAAUAUAUAGUUAUGGGAAGAACAUUAAUGGCUUUGUGGCAAGGCUUUUUCCUCAUGAAGCAGAGAAGCUAUCACGCGAAGAGGGAGUUGUAUCGGUGUUUAAGAAUACUCAAAGACAGCUUCAUACGACAAGAUCAUGGGAUUUUCUAGGAUUAGUUGAGUCUAAAUACAAAAGAAGUGUAGCAAUCGAGAGUAAUAUCAUUGUGGGAGUUCUUGACACAGGAAUCGAUGUCGACUCACCAAGCUUUGAUGACAAAGGCGUUGGUCCUCCUCCAGCUAAAUGGAAAGGAAAAUGUGUAACUGGAAAUAACUUCACUCGUUGCAAUAAUAAAGUGAUAGGCGCAAAGUACUUCCAUCUCGACCAAGAGGGACUUCCUGAUGGCAAGGGAGACUCUCCCGCGGAUUACGAUGGUCACGGGACUCACACAUCUUCCACAAUUGCCGGUAUUUCAAUCUCCAGCGCUAGCCUCUUUGGAAUUGCAAACGGAACAGCUCGGGGCGGUGUUCCUUCAGCUCGAAUAGCCACUUAUAAGGUGUGCUGGCAAUCAGGAUGUACAGACAUGGACAUGUUGGCGGCAUUCGAUGAGGCUAUUUCUGAUGGGGUCGAUGUUAUAUCGAUUUCAAUCGGAGGAGCCUCUCUUCCGUUUUUCGAAGAUCCAAUUGCGAUUGGAGCGUUUCACGCGAUGAAGAAAGGGAUCUUGACAAUGUGUUCUGCAGGCAAUAACGGCCCUGGUCUCUUUACGGUCUCCAACCUUGCGCCAUGGGUAAUGACUGUCGCGGCCAACUCACUCGACAGGAAGUUUGAAACUGUUGUCAAACUCGGCAAUGGCCUCACCGCAUCUGGAAUCUCUCUAAACGGAUUCUCUCCAAGAGAGAAAAUGUAUCCGUUAACAAGCGGUUCGCUUGCAUCUAACUUAUCUGCAGGAGGCUAUGGAGAGCCUAGUACUUGUGAGUCCGGGACAUUAGGGGAGGAUAAAGUGAUGGGGAAGGUAGUCUACUGUGAAGCAGGACGCGAGGAAGGAGGCAAUGGAGGUCAAGGUCAAGAUCAUGUUGUAAGAAGCUUAAAAGGAGCUGGUGUGAUCGUUCAACUUCUACAACCGACUGAUAUGGCCACUUCAACUCUCAUUGCUGGCUCUUAUGUCUUCUUCGAAGACGGUACAAAGAUCUCUGAAUACAUCAACUCCACCAAAAAUCCUCAAGCAGUUAUCUUUAAGACAAAAACAAUCAAAAUGGUAGCUCCCUCAAUUGCUUCUUUCUCAGCAAGAGGACCUCAACGAAUCAGCCCCAACAUUCUUAAGCCUGACAUUUCAGCGCCGGGACUAAACAUACUCGCGGCGUACUCGAAGCUAGCAUCAGUCACCGGUUAUUCAGACGACAACAGAAAAACACUUUUCUCCAUAAUGUCAGGAACAUCAAUGGCUUGCCCUCACGCAGCAGCUGCUGCAGCUUAUGUCAAAUCAUUCCAUCCUGAUUGGUCUCCAGCCGCAAUAAAAUCCGCCCUUAUGACAACAGCUACUCCGAUGAGGAUCAAAGGCAACGAAGCAGAACUAAGUUAUGGGUCGGGUCAAAUAAACCCGAGAAGAGCGAUUCACCCGGGUCUAGUCUUCGACAUCACCGAGGACGCAUACCUAAGAUUCCUAUGUAAAGAAGGGUAUAAUAGCACAAGCAUCGGACUUUUAAUCGGCGGUAAGAAGAACAACACGACGAAGACGGAAUACAACUGCGAGAAUUUCAGACGAGGGUUAGGAUCCGACGGGAUAAAUUAUCCGUCGAUGCACAAGCAAGUGAGCUCGACGGGUACGAAAGUAUCGGAAGUUUUCUACAGAUCAGUGAGGAAUGUCGGAUACGGACCAUCGAACUACGUAGCUAAGGUUUGGGUACCGAAGGGUUUGAAAGUGGAGGUUGUUCCUAAGGCUAUGAGUUUCGAGAAACCUGGAGAGAAGAAGAAUUUUAAGGUAAUGAUUGAUGGAGUUUGGGAUGAGACAAUGAAAGGGAUUGUGUCCGCUUCUGUGGAAUGGGAUGAUUCGAGAGGGCAUCUUGUGAGAAGCCCAAUUCUGUUGUUCCGAUCAGAUAACAACUAUUAAAGACGAAGACUUUUAUUUUAGAUCAUUGUUUGUUUUAUUGUAGUGUUUGGUUUUUUUAAGUCUAGUUUUGUUGAAACUUGAACUCAAAUAGGAAAUAAAUUUUGGCAGA